Molecule: messenger RNA, 1494 nt
Organism: Bombus pascuorum
Lineage: Eukaryota; Metazoa; Arthropoda; Insecta; Hymenoptera; Apidae
Exons: 2
Coding region: 53-655 (200 amino acids)
Source: RefSeq, a predicted model, not a curated record
UAUAUAUUUAAUUAUUAACUGUUAGUAAACAGUUGAGGAAAUAAGAAUAAAAAUGAAGAACAAUUCAGAUGAGAGUGAUUAUGAAAACGGAAGUUUCAAAAAUUUCUUACAAGACAACGAUGGAAGUGUUGAAACAAAAGAAACUUAUUCAUCAUAUUUUUCUUGUUCAAACGAUAGUGAUGGUAAUGAAGAUUAUUAUAAUGAAAGUACUAGUGAAAAGGAUAAUAUAGCCAUAUUCAAAUCUCAUAACGUUUACCAAGAUUUCUCUUAUGAACAAGAUUCAGCUGAUGAAGGUUGUAGUCGAAGUAUGCAGAAUCAUGUCUACGUACAAGAUUUAUCAAAUUGUAAUGGAGGAUUGGAAACUAGGACAAAAAGGAAGACAUAUGAAGAAAAUCCUUAUCACCAUAGUAAACGACAAAAGAUUCAUAGAAGUUCAAGUAAAUCUGACGAGGAGGAUAUUCAUGAAAAGAUAGUUCACAAUACAGGAAAAGAAGUAAUAACACAAGAGUCAAAAAAUGCUGCUGUUAAAAUGGCAAAUAUAGAUAGAGCAUGUAACUUCAUGUUUACUAAACCAGAAGGUUUGAGGGACAAUGAGCUGCUGUACUUUGCGGAUGUUUGUGCUGGACCAGGUGGUCUUAGUAAAUAUGUUCUAUGACGAAAAAAAUGGCAUGCGAAAGGAUUUGGUCUUACUUUAAAGAAUGAAUAUGGUUUCAAAUUAACAGAUUUUUAUGCAGGUCCUUGUGAAACAUUUCAUCCAUACUAUGGACCAAAAGAAAAUGGUGAUGUUUUUGACCCAGAUAAUCAAGAGGCACUUACAAAUCUUAUAAUGCAGCAUACCCAUGGCAAAGGAGUAUAUUUUAUGAUGUCUGAUGGAGGAUUUUCAGUAGAAAGACAAGAAAAUAUACAAGAAAUUCUUUCAAAACAAUUGUAUCUUUGUCAAUGUUUAAUAGCAUUGAUGAUUGUAAGAGAGACUGGUCAUUUUGUGACAAAAUUAUUUCAUCUUUUUACACCCUUUAGUGCUGGUUUACUUUAUUUAAGUUAUUUAGUUAUUUAGUUUAUUAAAGAAAGGUAACACAAAAAUUUUUCUCUUUUCUUUGCCCAUGACACAACUGUUUAAAGUGGAAAAUAAAUCAAUAGUUAUAUGUAAUGUGAAUAGUUUAAUGCAAUCAUCAGUGGGUGAUAGGAAACGGCUAACAUUUGUUAGAAGUACCUUGGAAUUAAUUAUUUUAUGGAUCUCUCCUGUUUAAAUAAAAUUUAUGGUUUCGCCAGUAUAGGAACAAGAAGAACAAAGAGCACACACAAAUUAUUUAUAUAAGGCAGCGUACAAGAUGAACAAUUUAAGGAAAAUGUGGCAUAUAUGAUAUUAAAUAAUAUUUCUGUAUUCAGAUUCUCUUCUGUAGGUUUCAUUAAAGUGCAUUUCUUGUAUGUUACACAGUAUUAUGAUAGAAUGUAAGAAUAAAUACUGCAAUAAUAAACUGUUUGUUUCUCUGUCAA